This is a messenger RNA of Melanaphis sacchari, 3850 nucleotides long. RefSeq names its product la-related protein 4 (gene Larp4B). Gene Ontology annotation, biological process: positive regulation of translation. Gene Ontology annotation, cellular component: cytoplasmic stress granule; cytosol. NCBI's taxonomy places the organism in Eukaryota, Metazoa, Arthropoda, Insecta, Hemiptera, Aphididae. Gene Ontology annotation, molecular function: mRNA 3'-UTR binding. The record is from RefSeq and is a predicted model, not a curated record. The transcript is spliced from 15 exons. Bases 829 to 3525 code for a protein of 898 amino acids.
UGGAUCGGCGUCGACGUGAUAUGUCGCUGUCACAAUCAUCAGCGUCGCCGUCGUCGUCGUCGUCGUCGUCAUCGUCGUCAUUGUCACCGUCAUCGCCGUCGUCGUCGUUGUUAUUGUUUUUCGCAUUGUUUUUGUUGUUUAUACUGGUGUUGUGUUAUAUCGAACAGCUUCGGCGGCGGCGACGCAUACUUAUCCAGAAUAACAGAUUACGCAGGCGACAGUGAGCGGCGGGCGACGACGCGACAACGGUGGUGGCGACCAACGUGGAAGGGAUCGGUCACGGGGAGCGUGUCGGUUGACGGCGGCGAGUCAAAGCCGUACCGUUCUCGCGCUCAACAGGUCCGGCGUUAUAUCUCCGUGGGACGCGCCGCUCGCAGCAGAUUUAUAGUGGUGUGCCCAUAUCACGGCGUACAAACCGUCUCGGCGCGCCUGGUAAAUAUCUCGACGAAAACAUUAUAUAUAACGUCGUUCCACCAUUGCCACACGUCGCAUUUCGUUUUCCUCGCUCCGCGUACAGAUCCUGUGCAGUGCGCCUGUCUCGCCGCUCGUCCCGUGCGUGUGCGUGUGCACCCACACUUCCGCACACACGCACUCCCACGCACGCACACACAGUCGUCUCGCAGGGGACCAUUUAGUGUGAGGACGGCUCAUCGCGCGUGCGUGGCUGCGUGCGCGUUUGUAUCGCGCGCCCCGUAAGAGGAAAUAAAUAAAUAAAUAAAAAAAAAAAAAAAAACGGUUCGCUCAUCGGGUCCCGGGUCGGCGCGUGAGCGACGGGGGCCGUGGUACUCGUCCGCGGGUAGUUCUGCGGAUCGCACUGUGCCGGUGGUCAUGACGUUCCGGACCAACGGCCUCGACAAGCUGCAACAACAACAGCUACAGCGCGGACAACAGUACUCGCACUAUCCCAACAACAAUCGCCGACUGCACCGGAACCGUUACGACGACGACGACGGCGGCGAUGACGACAUAACCGGCACGGCGGCCGACCAUCAGCCACCGUCGUUUCCGGCAUUCGGCGACUCGAGCACAUGCAUACACAAGGUGUUAACUACUCCUAGUAAUUCUAGUGGAACAUUGAAUCCUGAAGCACACGAAUUCAAGUACAAGUCAUUGCCUGAAAACGAUGAAUCAAAUAAAAAAAAUUCGGAAAACGACAAAAAGACUAAAGGAUAUAUGUAUAUGAAUGGAGACGUAGGAAAAAUUUCAAUUGGGACACAUUACAGUCCCUCUGAACCACUGACUGUUUCAACUGCCACGAACACUUCUUACAGUUCCAUAAAUGGAAGUUAUGAAGUGUCAGCAACGGAUAGUAGAAGUGGUACAGUAAUUUUAACUGGAAAAAAUAGCACAAUGGUUAACGCUGAGACUUCUACUGAAAAUAUGCCAUCGCAAUCAGUAGAACAACUCAAACAACUUCUAUCAAAUCAGUUAGAAUAUUAUUUUUCAAGAGAAAAUUUGGCAAAUGAUGCGUACUUAUUGUCACAAAUGGACAAUGACCAAUAUGUUCCAAUAUGGACAGUUGCCAAUUUUAAUCAAGUAAAAAAAUUGACUAAAGACAUAAAGCUGAUUACUGAAGUACUGAGAGAGUCGCCAAAUGUACAAGUUGAUGAUGAAGGAUUAAAAGUCCGCCCAAAUCACAAACGUUGUAUUGUCAUAUUGCGGGAAAUUCCUCAAACUACUCCAAUUGAAGACAUUAAGGGAUUAUUUGCUGGUGAAUCAUGUCCUAAAAUGAUAUCAUGCGAGUUUGCUCAUAAUAAUUCAUGGUACAUUACUUUUGAAAAUGAUGAAGAUGCACAAAGAGCAUUUUUGUAUCUUCGUGAAGAGGUUAAAGAAUUUCAGGGUCGACCAAUUAUGGCACGUAUCAAAGCAAAGCCAAUGAAUCGCAUGGCUGCACCAAUAUCACCUGGUGCUGUGGCUGGAAUUCCAGGUAUGAAAACGGUAAAUGGUUUUAGAACCCCGCCAAUGCAAGCUCAACCUAUCAACCCAUAUAUAGAUCAAGGUCCAGGUGUUACACAAUCUGGACCUCCAGCACCACCUCCCCAACAUCCUCAAGCUGCCAGAUUGUUUUAUACAAAUGGAGGACCAGCUCAAUAUGCUCCAGUCAAUUAUGCUGCUGCUAAUUUGCAAGUAUAUUUACAGCAGCAACAGCAGUCACCUUAUUAUCCUACAAAUAUGAUUCAACAUUGGGCUCAUCCUGCAACAGGUGCCUAUUAUACUACAGAUCUUAGUGGCAUAUUUUCUGUGAAUGGAUUGGCUCCCCAAGGAGCUUUUUCUAAACCUCAGAAUUCAAGAUAUAAUGUUUCACGUGCACCUGGCCGUACCAAUGGAAAAAUGCGUCAUAAUUCUGUUAGUGGUAGUGAAUAUUACCGAAGUUCAGCUUCGGAUAGUGGUUUACCAUCUCGUCCUGGUAGUUACACGUCAAAUGGAAGUCUAACUAAGUCAUCUAGUAGUAGUGGAUCGUUGCAUAUUUCCAACGCAACCAGAAACUGUGUUGACAAUCAAGAUUCUACUGUAGUUGAUAGACAGUCAAGUGGAACAAUCAACAUCCCAAAAGAUCCUACAACAUUGCCACCAAGAUAUAGGCGAAGGAAGAAAGAUGAUGAAAUAGGACCAGAAGUAGUAACCAUAGGAGCUAUGCCACAGCCACCAACUGGUAGUUUUGAUUUGGCUGCUGAUGCGUUCCCUCCAUUACCACCUCAAGUUGUGUCUAUACCACACCAGUCACCAACUUCAUUGCCCCAUGACCAGUUGUCACCUCGUAAUCACAUUGAUUCUAGGAUUACUGUUUUUUCAUCUUCUAGUAUGUCAGCAGUUCUGCCUGAACCCUCUGUAUCUAAGACUGAUGAUAUGGACCUAACUGUGAAUUCAGAGAGUCUACCAAAUGGUUUACAAUCAGUGCCUUCUAUUGGGUCUGUACCUGUGACUGCAAUUAUUGAUGAUGUAUCAAAUAUGUCUAUGAGCUCUAUUAAUUUGCACCCAAAGGUUCAGGAUAUUGUUACGACUUCGAAUUCUAUAAUAAAUCCUACAGAUAAGACUGUAAUGCCAGCGAAAUCUGACAUACCACCUACUAUGCCUAAAGCCAAUGGUACAUCUCUUAUUACUAAACCAACUGUAUCAAAUCAUAAGGCUGCUUCGCCAUCACAAUGUGCUUGUGUCAUACCACAACCACCUGCUACAUUUUCUGCAGAUAUGGCUAACAACAAUCCCAUUCUUAAUGGGAAUGGUUCUCCAAAUGUUGGUCAUAAACUAAGUUAUGCACAAGUAGCACAACAUCACAAAGAAAGGAAUGAGAGUCAUAUUCCUACCAUUAUUACAUUUGGGCAAUCUCCUAUUGUAGAAGAAGAAAAAAAAGAAGAUACUUCCAUACCUGCUGUGAUACCCCAAUCUAAACAAUCAAACAUUACAACAGAUGGUCUUCUAACUAAUCGGUCUGGUAAAGGACACAAAACAGCAAAUAAUGAACGAGGAACGAUUCCCCGGAAAGAAAGAUCAUCAAAAUUCAAUCGUACCAAGUCUCCUAAAUAAAAUGUAUAUAAGGCCUGUGUAUUAGUUGUAACUCAACUAAUAAAUUACGGUUCUAUGAAAGUGUUAAAUUAUCCCAUGAAACGAUAUGAUACAUUUGUCAUCCACAUCUGUUAUUCGACCAAUUUUAUUUAUUUAUUUUGUUUUUUUUUUUUACAUUCUUAUUUAACUUUUUUUUAGUUUAAUUUUUACUGAUAUUCAUAUACAAAAUAUAUAUUAUAUAUAUAAAAUCGGAGUAGAAGUGUUCUAGUUAUAUCUUAUGGUAGAACAAUGCUACAAUAUUUUAUGGUUAAACAUAAUAAGUAGACAUCAGGUUUUUUUUUUGUUU